Echinostoma caproni is the source of this 1353-nucleotide messenger RNA. NCBI's taxonomy places the organism in Eukaryota, Metazoa, Platyhelminthes, Trematoda, Plagiorchiida, Echinostomatidae. The record is from the annotation of a GenBank genome assembly.
AUGCUAUCUUUGGUGGAAUCACUUGAAACUGGUCUGGUGGACACGCGAACCACUUCACAACGGGAUGCCCUGAAGAAACUGGUGGGAGGACUGCAGGAUCUGCCUUCAGCACAGAUUCAGACAACGGAAGGUUUGGUGCGGAUGCAAAAAGAAUUUCUCAUGGGCUAUUUACAGGCUGUCGAUGGUGAAAGGGAUCCGGAAAAUCUGUUAUUGAUUUUUGAAAUGAAUCCCAUCGUGAUGAAACACUUCCCAGUCGACGAAGUGAAGGACGACUUUUUCGAAAUCAUGUCUGUCUACUUCCCGAUCGACUUUUCGCCUCCUCCGGGUGGUGGGACAUUGGGAGUUACACGUGAGGCACUCGCGACCCGAUUGCAUCAUUGCUUAUUCGCGUCGCGACUGUUUGCCGCGCAUCAGUUACUUCCGCUUUUAUGCGAGAAGGCCGAUGCGGAUUGGUCUCAAGGUCGUUUGGAUGCCCUGUCUCUCUUAGCGGACAUUCUGCACGGUCGAGUACUCAACCCUAUCGGUUCCGAAUCUGUUGAGUCUGCAGAAGGGAAAUCUGUUCCACUGAACCAUGUAUCAAGUUAUUUGGUCCUGAUCAUACCGUUGUUGGAAAAAAUUGCCGUCGAGAAACAUCAAUUGAAAGAUUUCGCCGCAACAACUUGUCGCAUUCUUGGUUUACGAAUUGAUCCUACCAAUGACAAACCGAUGUCGAUAGACGUUACUGUGAUUUCGGAGAAGUUGCUGCAUGUAUUAUCGCAAACUGUUCGUUAUACGGCUUCACAUCGAAAGCUGACUCAGAUAUUUUUGGUCCAUUUAUUAAACUACUUUGGUUCCCCACUUGUACGCGAUUGUUCGGACUCGGAAUCGAUUGACAAACAACUGACGCGGUUGCAGCCGUGGUGCAAAUUCUUUCGUAUCGCCUGUCAGCUGAUGGAUGCAGCACUGGAGGAUGGCCAUUUCUCAGUAAUGCCUAGUGAUUUAGAUGAUGAAUCUAUGAACACAUUCGAAGGCAUGGACAAACUUUCCUCGCAGUUAGAAAACCUCGUUCAUCAAAUCGACGUUCAUUUGUCGAUCGAAGAUCAAUCCGCCACCCUAUUUGUACCUGUAUCUGAUCUGAUCUGCUUCUGUCCGUUCGGCCUAGUCUUGCGCAUGCACAUGUUGGGACUUUUCAGAGCUAGGAGUUCGACCGAUCUGGAAAAGUGGGCCGUUAUGGUCUGCCGACUGAUUCGCUUCAUAGAUGAACACCUCGAUAUGGAGCAAUCGAUCGCCCUGAUUCGGUGCGUUUGUCUUAAUUGUUCUUUUUCGAUUAACUAUAAUUUAUUCUGUCCUUUAAGAGUUCCCGUAAACACGUAG